GUCGUGCCCAUGCUCUGAUGAAGAUGUUUCUGGUUGCGACUUGCCCGAAUGCUUCAUCGGAAUGACGGGUGGGCAGAUGUGUGAAGCUGACAGUGCUCUGCCAGAUCUGAAUCCAAAUUUCAAUAGCAACAAUUGUCCUAAUGGUUACGACGUGUGGGAGUACAUGUGUGAGGCUUCGACUACGGUUUCAACUGCUACUUCGACGUCGGACACGAGUUCUUCCUCCACCACGAGAACGGCGACAGCCACGAGCUUCUUCACGACAGCGAGCCGCCACCACGGAGACUACGACGGCCACCAGCGAGACCAUCAUGACCUCGUCUUUUAGUACAGCCAGCACCUCCACGGAGACGGCGACAGCCACGAGCUCGACCACGGCAACAAGUUUUAUCACGGAGACGCCAACGGCCACCACGGUGACCACGGAGAUUGCCACUACAGAGACUGCCACGAGCGCUUCCACAGAGACUGCAACUGUUACUUCGGCGUCGGACAUCAGUUCUCCCGCUGCCACGGCGACAGCCGCGAGCGCCACCAUGGAGACGACGACGGCCACCAGCGAGACCAUUAUGACCUCGUCUUUUAGUACAGCCAGCACCACCACGAAGAUGGCGACAGCCACUAGUUCGACCACGGCAACAAGUUCCAUCACGGAGACGCCAACGGCCACCACGGCGACCACGGCUGCCACUACAGAGACUGCCGCGAGCACCUCCACAGAGAUUGCAAUUGUUAUUUCGACGUCGGGCACCAGUUCUUCCUCCACCACGAGAACGGCGACAGCCACGAGCUCCUCCACGACAACGAGCGCCACCACGGAGACUACGACGGCCACCAGCGAGACCAUCAUGACCUCGUCUUCUAGUACAGCCAGCACCUCCACGGAGACGGCGACAGCCACGAGCUCGACCACGGCAACAAGUUUUAUCACGGAGACGCCAACGGCCACCACGGUGACCACGGAGAUUGCCACUACAGAGACUGCCACGAGCGCUUCCACAGAGACUGCAACUGUUACUUCGGCGUCGGACAUCAGUUCUCCCGCUGCCACGAGAACGGCGACAGCCGCGAGCGCCACCAUGGAGACGACGACGGCCACCAGCGAGACCAUUAUGACCUCGUCUUUUAGUACAGCCAGCACCUCCACGGAGACGGCGACAGCCGCGAGCUCGACCACGGCAACAAGUUUUAUCACGGAGACGCCAACGGCCACCACGGUGACCACGGAGAUUGCCCCUACAGAGACUGCCACGAGCGCUUCCACAGAGACUGCAACUGUUACUUCGGCGUCGGACAUCAGUUCUCCCGCUACAACGAGAACGGCGACAGCCGCGAGCGCCACCAUGGAGACGACGACGGCCACCAGCGAGACCAUUAUGACCUCGUCUUUAAGUACAGCCAGCACCUCCACGGAGACGGCGACAGCCACGAGCUCGACCACGGCAGCAAGUUCCAUCACGGAGACGCCAACGGCCACCACGCGAGCGCCACCUCGAAGACGACAACGGCCACCACCGAGACCAUCACGAGUUCGUCUUUUAGUACAGCCAGCACCUCCACGAAGAUGGCGACAGCCACUAGUUCGACCACGGCAACAAGUUCUAUUACGGAGACGCCACCGGCCACCACGGCGACCACGGAGACUGCCACUACAGAGACUGCCACGAGCACCUCCACCACAGAGACUUCAACUGUUACUUUGGCGACAGGAACCAGUUCCACCACGUCAACGGCGACAGCCACCAGCUCCUCCACGACAGUGAGCGCCACCACGGAGACGACGACGGCCAUCACCGGGACGUCCACGAGCUCGUCUUCGAGUACAUUCAGCACCUCCAUGGAGACGGCGACAGCCAUCACGGAUACGGGCACGGCAACGGCGACGAGCUCAUCCUCAACAGGAACUGGCACCACAGGAACGGUGACUGCCACAACAGAGACGGCAACUGUUUCCUCCACGACUGCAACAACCAUCACGGAGAGAGGGGUUGUGUCGACCACGUUGGCGUUGCCCGCUGCUGCAGGCGCCACGCAGUUAGCGGUGGUGUCCGUGCUAGGCUUCAGAGUCGGAGAUGUGAUUUUGAUCGCUGGUGGUGGCGUCAGCGAAUUGGGGACAAUCUCGGGCAUCGGGCCGAUCGUUCUGGCCGACGGAACUACGAACUCAUACCCAGUUGGUUCUAUUGUCUCUGUGUAUCACUCGACAGACGCUCCGACUCCAGCGCCCACGGCCGCUCCGGUGACGAUGGCGGCGAUCGGACGCUUGGAAGAUUCCGUCCUUGCUGCCCUGCUUGCGAGCAACAGCCUCAACGCAGUGGUGACAGCGGAGGGGAUCGUCAGCGUCGCGCGUGUGGUGAAUAUUUCGACGGAUGCGUCGGACGAGUCGGUCAGGGUCGAUAUGGCGGACAUCGGCGCGAGCGUCGUUUUUCCGUUGUCCUUGUUCGCGGACUUUGGCCUCCGCGACGCGGUCGUGUUGGCGUCCACCGUCGAGCCCGGCGCCCUCGCCACCUUCGCCGAGGGCCCGCGGACCACCGGCGAGGGCGUUACCCAGGAGCUGCUGUCGGCGAUCAGCAUCAACUUCUUCGAGCUGGCUGGCAGCCGCAUCUCCGUCUCGGAUCUCGCCGAGCCGAUCCGCUUCUCCCUGCCCAGCUCCAGCUCGAGCGGGCUGACGUGCGCGUGGCUGGACGAGGGCGCGGGCGAGUGGACCACCGAGGGCGUCUACGCGGACGGCUUCGCGGCAGACGGCAGCGUCUGGUGCGCCACGUUGCACCUCACCUUCUUUGGGGCGAUCCUCUCGGGGUUCCUGUCCACGCUCCAGUGCACCCAGGCCUCGCUGCUCGCGGCUGACAGUUACAUUGAGCUCAUGAAUGGCACCUGGUACCACAGCGUGGGCACCCAGCUGUUGUUCCUCGUCCUGGGAGGCUUAGUCGUCAUGGUUGCGGCCGCCUGUGUCCUCGACGAGAUCGAGCGCCGACGGGGUUUCUGGAAGACAGAGUAUUUCCUGAUCGCCAACGCCGCGGCGCCAGCGACGGGCAUGGCCGCGUUGGCAGCAGGUGUCGGCGUCGGCCAGGGCAACCUAGCAUGUUGCACAGAAGGCGUCGUCGGGGGUCUGAAAGAAGCGGUCGACGACCUCCUCGGCACGUUCUUCGCAUACCUCGGGCAUAUCCAGAGUGUUUUGGAGGAGCUGAUGGUGUGCCAGUUUGAAGGCGGCUUCCUUCACGCCCUUGCCCCCAUAAUCAUUUCCAAGAGUGUCCUACGGAGCACUUCGGCCUCGUACUUUCUGCUUGCCGACGACUUGGGAGUCUUGCUCAACGAGGACGUGGACCAGCUGAUUUCGCCGAAGCAAGGGAUCACGGGCGAUGUGGACGACGCAGUCGCAGACGCAUUUCGCCGAAGCAGCCUUGACUGCGGCAGCUUCGACCAUGUCUUAGACGUGGACGGCGAGGCGAACGCCUCGCAGAGUGCAGUCACGCUUGCGGGCGCAGGGCUCUUUUCCCGGGGCGCCGCUCGACGUCUCAGGCGGUUGAAGGAGCUGAGGGACCACGUGCUCGAGCACCAGAGGUACAACUUCAACCGCCACGCGAAUUGGUGCCACCUCGCCAGAUCUCUGGUUCUGUCGCUGCUUGUCCACGGCCCGUUGGGGUCCGUGUUCUGCCGCAGCAUCACGAUGUCUCAUUCAUUGCGGGCCCUCUAUCUGUGCUGCGACUUAUUGGGGUCCAUGAUGUUGGCGACCGUCUUUUGCUCCGCGACUGGUGGCGCCCUGAGCAAGAAGUCACCGAAGGGGUGUGAGUCCGAUUGCCUGGACCCUGACAGCGGCGUAGACAGUGCGACUUGUGCAUACAUGCAUUUCGGGCGAUUAAUAGCCAUCGGAAUGGUCAGCACGCUGAUCGCUGGCGUCCCGAUUUCCAUACUGAAUUCUUUGCAUCAGCGGGAAUUCGUUCGCGUGGCUUAUGAGGGCAGCCCGGACUGGCGCAUACAGCUCCGAAAAUGGCGUCGAAACGACGCGAUUCUUUGGGUACUUGGACCCGCCUAUUGUCUGCUUGCAGGCAACUACGCGUGCUUAUUCUUCGCGAAUGUGGCGUCAUAUGACCAGGGGCAGUGGAUGAUCAGUGCUUGUAUUGUUUUUUUCGAAGACUUUGUUAUCCUUCCUCUAGGAGUUGGUUUUGUGGUUGCUCUGCUUGCGCUAGUGUUCCUCACAGGCUUGUCGUGGAAAUACGGAUUGGCGAGGUCGCAAAUUACACAGCAGGGCAGCGCCGAGUCCCUCAGGGAGCUGUGCAGCAACACCAGGGACAGGGGCGAUAUUCAGCGGACGUCAACCACCGAAAGUCUCGCCGCUUCCAAAGCGAUGCGGUCGUUGCGGCAGAUGCAGACAGGCCGCAGAGGGUUGAUGCGAGAGGACGAUGGGCCGUUCGAGGUGCACUGCUUUCAAGACGUUGGCCUCGCCGACCUCGCACGCCUGACUCCUCGAUCCAUCGGCUGAGGCGGUCUUCGAUCGAGCGCCGCGGUCGAGAGACCACAGCCGGCGUGCCGCCCGGCCAUGGCCUGUGUCAUUUCAGUUGGCGGAGUGGCCCGGACGAGUACGAUUUGGAGCGGAUGCUGCUUACGGGG
Prorocentrum cordatum is the source of this 4605-nucleotide messenger RNA. The record is from the annotation of a GenBank genome assembly. NCBI's taxonomy places the organism in Eukaryota, Dinophyceae, Prorocentrales, Prorocentraceae.